GGCAUGAUAUUCCCUAUAACCUCCWGUUCCUGUUCCUCCAGAGUCUACUAGUCCCAGUGAUAACUCCCUCUCUCCUCUGACUGACGAAACAACCAAACCUGAUGAUGAUGUUGUCUUCAUGUCGCCCAGCAAAUCCCGUACUACUGAAGACCUGUUCGCCAUGAUCCACAGGUCCAAGAGAAAAGUCCUGGGCCGUAAGGACUCUGGAGAGCUGAGUGGGAAGAGCCGUCUGUGUCCUCCUCCGGCUGCCGUCGUUCCCCCUGCAGCUAUCCUCCCAGCCAUCCCCCCUCCGCCCCCUCUCAUCAUCCCCCCCGCCCCAGCCCUCUCCACCCUGACCACGGCCGGGACCCAGCGCACCCCAGGACCCAUCUACCGCAGCGCCAAGAAGUCCAGCACCUCCAACGAGGAGUUCAAGCUGCUUCUCCUGAAGAAGGGCAGCCGGACUGAUUCCAGCUACCGCAUGUCUGCUACAGAGAUCCUCAAGAGCCCCAUCGCGCCGAAGUCCCCUGGGCACCCCUUGGCUGCGGAGGGCCAGGUCAGGUACCCCACCGAGGAGCCCCCCUCUCCCCUCCAGGAGCCGUCAUUGCAGGCGGCCGGGGAACAACUCUUCCCCCCCAACCUCUUCCCCAGGCCCAGUUCAGACAGCUUCAGCCCUAAAACACCCCCCACGUCGGCUUCGUCCAGACAGGGGCGCUCCCGGAUCCCCCCUGCAGCCAAUAGUAGUCGCUACAGCACCCGUAGCCGCCUCUAUACGGCACCCAUGCAGGUCAUAUCAGAGGGGGAGACUGAGAACUCAGAUGGGAGUCCUCAUGAUGAUCGCUCCUCGUAAAGAAAAUGGCAUGCUCAGUGCAGAAACAUGUACCCUAUUCCUUAUUUGGUGUACUACUUUUGACCAGGGUCCAUAUAAGGAAUAGGRUGCCAUUUGGGACGUAGACAUAUUUAUAUGGAUCUGGUUCAGUGCUGUUACUGUUCUUAUCUACUGAGUACUGAYGGAUACACAACUAAACAAAGAGUGGCUAACCAGAGAGAAGACUACUCUGGACUACCUGCCUGGGGAUUUGAUAUCUAUGUGCAGAACUGAAGAACACAACUUUGUGUUUUGUUCAGAGUGUAAAGAAAGAAAAAAAUAUCUUGUUUUGAACUUUGAACUCCCUUUUUAAAUAACCCAAGAUCCUGUAUUGAGUGAAACGUGGACAAGAGGAGAAAAAUGGAGCGGUAAGACAACCUGUGUGUGUGUUGAAGCAAAUGGAACAUCCAUCGUCAUUUUUUAUCUUCUUGGAUGUUGGAUGACUUGUAUGUCGUGUCCUAACGUGACCCUAAAAUAACUGCUUUCCAAAAKAAUUGCAUUUCUCUCUACACUUACCCAGAGGACAGGUCAUUAUUUCAACCAUAAACAAAAUAUUCCCAGUCGACAAAAAUGAAUAAGCUAUAUGUUUUGUAUUGCUACCGCCCCAACACAAAACAAUGGACCGUGAUCACUAUUGACAACCAUGUGUCGAAGCAUUGUUUUACCAAGAGUGAGUUAACAACACACAUAGGUCUACGUGCCAUCCUCACAUAGAUAAACUACAUGUAAAGAAAUAGGAAUGACCUUUGCCCCUAGAAGCGCUCUCAGUGCAGGGAUUCCUGGCAGGGACACAUAAGGUAAAUAUUUGGUCUUGUUGAAGUGAUUUGGUGCCGAUGGUGUCAGAAGAGAUGAUGGGACAGACGUGUUGUGGCCUUUCUGUGCUGGAGGGCCAAGCAUGCAGGGGAUUCACUGACUACUCCAGAGGAGAUAUUUUGGACUAUAAACAAAAGUGAAAAGCUAUCGAGGGUCUUUACUACUAAUGUUUGGCUAGCUAGCUGGGAGGGUGAAAUGAAUCGGGUUUUCAAAGCUUCUCCUUUGCACUUCGUCAUUAUGAAUUCUUCAAGAAUAUUCCUUGAGAAAAAUAAAACUAAUCUUAUAAUGGAAAAUUCCUAUUGUGUAUAUUUGUAUUGAAUAUAAAGAACAUAGCUAUAUGAAGAGACAUACRAAACUUUUUUUAAUGACACAAACCCAUCAUGUGUAGCAGAGUGGAUUGGUGACGUAGAAAUAGAAUAACUACAUUCUAGAAUGACUAGAUUCUGUUUCUAUGGGGGUGGGUGGGAUGCAAUCUUACCGUAGUUCCGUAACAUCAGUAGCCAGGGGCACGUCACAAAGCCCAACACAUUAAUCAUACAACCUUAUUAAGAGAAGCAACAAAUCAUCUGUCCUUGUGAAAAUAUCAGUUGAAUCUUUAAAAAAAAAAAGAUUUCACUCAAAUAUUACGCGUCUGUCUAGUGUUUUUCAGGGUUUUAAACGAAUUUAACAUAACAAAUGGGGUUAUACAUUUUAAGUAAUGACAUUCUGGUGAACAGACCAAUCUUGAAGAGUUGUGUUUCUACAUUGAAAAACAAACUGUAGAUCAAUGAAGUCAGUCAAUGUGUUCUAUGAAUACCUGUGCAACCAUAUUACUGUUCGUUUGUACAGAUCUAACAUAGAGAUACAUAGAUUAAAUGACAACUGUUACUCAGCGAAAUUUGAAUUGCAGAACUAACUGAACUGACACUGUGUACGAGGUUACAGGAGGAACAAGCUGUGAACUAAUUAGAAUUUAAAAAUGAUCUGUCAUGAAUUAAUAUCCGUUGCUGCAGAGCACUGUGGUGUUCGUUGUUUUAUUAGUAGUUUCAUCUAUCGCAUGCAAUAAACAAAAAAACACCAUAUCAUUUUCAAGAGGGGAAAUAUCUGUUAGAGAUACUACCACGAGAAAAGAUAUAGAAUUUUCAGUUUCAUUUUUGAAUAUGUAAAGUUGAGUGUAAUUCAAUAUAUGUACAAAAUGUUUGACAAUUCUGUUUUGUAUAGUUGUGUUCAUGGACAGGGGGGUAUCUUGUACUGUAAAAUGAACAAAAAAUUACUGGACAAUCAAACAGAGAAUUUUGGAAAAUGUAAGAAAGCUAUAAGAGUAUGGGAUGAGUAAGGGAUGAGUACGUUCUGGAGUUAGUUAUUACGUAGGUUCCAGUAAGGGAUGAUGAGUAGUCUUGGACUUAGUAUUACGUAGGUUCCAGGUAAGGGAUGAGUACGUUCUGGAGUUAGUUAGUAGGUUCCAGGUAAGGGAUGAGUAUGUUCUGGAGUUAGUUAUUACGUAGGUUCCAGGUAAGGGAUGAGUACGUUCUGGAGUUAGUUAUUAGUAAAAAGAUCCAGGGGGAAAUCCUUGUGAGAGUCAGAUGAAUUGAGCUUGAGACGGGACGGGAGGUAGGAUGGGUAUGUGCAUGCGUGUGCACUUGUGUGUGUAUGUGUGCGUGCGCAUCUGCGUGUGUGUGUAUGUGUUACGUGGACAGUGAGCAGAGCAGGUAGAGGUAGGGUCGUCGUUAGGUAGGGCAACGCACUACAAUUCCUCCCUGUACUCUUAGAUAAAAAGGUGCUAUCUAGAACCUAAAAAGGGUUUUUCGGCUGUCCCAAUAGGAGAACCCUUUGAAGAACCCUUUUUGU
Salvelinus sp. IW2-2015 is the source of this 3487-nucleotide messenger RNA. Its product is annotated as actin remodeling regulator NHS-like. Lineage: Eukaryota; Metazoa; Chordata; Actinopteri; Salmoniformes; Salmonidae. The record is from RefSeq and is a predicted model, not a curated record. Gene Ontology annotation, biological process: cell differentiation; lens development in camera-type eye.